Thunnus maccoyii (southern bluefin tuna) is the source of this 2106-nucleotide messenger RNA. It is a transcript of the gene stx11a, whose product is annotated as syntaxin 11a. Gene Ontology annotation, biological process: intracellular protein transport; exocytosis; synaptic vesicle fusion to presynaptic active zone membrane. The record is from RefSeq and is a predicted model, not a curated record. Bases 271 to 1152 code for a protein of 293 amino acids. Gene Ontology annotation, molecular function: SNAP receptor activity; SNARE binding. Lineage: Eukaryota; Metazoa; Chordata; Actinopteri; Scombriformes; Scombridae. The transcript has 2 exons. Gene Ontology annotation, cellular component: endomembrane system; SNARE complex; presynaptic active zone membrane.
AGGCUGUGAAGCGUGUGAAAUGAGGGGGGAGGGCGUGAUCUUCCGCACUAAUAUACCUGUUGCUAUAUGCUGCAGGCUGUCAGUGUGUCAGUGUAAUGUCUUGACUGCGAGACCUCAUUUAAUGCACACACUUGACCUUUGUUUAUGUUGAAAUUUGGAGAUUUAACGGAGAGAAAAAAGAGGAAAUGAGUUUUUUCGUGGUCGCCUCUUCUGCUUUAGCGAAUCUAUUGGUGUAAGACCGUCGGAGGGAAACACAACAAGCAAGGUGAGAUGAGGGACAGACUGUCUGAGCUGCAUACCAUCACCCCUAAGCCUGCAGAGGAGCGCGGGCCUGAGGAGGGCGAUGACUCUGCAGAGGAUGGGAUUGCUCUGGAGCAACAUGCCAUCGUGUUUGAGGGAGACGAUGUGAUGGAGGGCAUCUACAAAGAGGCCCACGUGAUGAGGAAGGAGAUGCUGCUGCUCAAAAUGGACGUGAAGCGUCUCGGGAAGCAGAACACCAGGUUCCUCACAUCUGUCAGGAGGAUCAGCAGCAUCAAACGGGACUCCAAUGCGCUCGGACGUGACAUCAAGGCCAGAGGGGAGGGCAUUUACGCACGCCUGGAGAAGCUUGGGAAGCUGAGCAAGGAGCUGGAGGAGGAGCAUGGGCCCACCUCGGCUCUGGCUCGCAUGGUUCGCUCGCAGUAUUUCUCUCUGACCAGCGCCUUCCACGAAGCCAUGUCUGAGUACAACGCGGCCGAGAUGGCACAGAGGGAGAACUGCAAGACUCGCAUCCAGAGGCAAGCGGAGAUCAUGGGCAAGGAGGUGACCAGGGAGCAGAUAGACGAGAUGAUCGAGACGGGCAAGUGGAACGUCUUCUCGGACAAUCUCCUGCUGGAGGGGAAGACCGCCAGAUCUGCUCUGACAGAGAUCGAGAACCGGCACAAGGAGCUGCUGGAGCUGGAGGGCCGCAUCCGGGACAUUCAUGAGCUUUUCUUCCAGAUGGCCCUGCUGGUGGAGGAGCAGGGCUGCAUGCUGAAUAAUAUAGAAUCAAAUGUGUGUGCAACUCAGGACUAUGUUGUCAAGGCCACAAUUCAAGUCAAAAAGGCUGUGAAGUACAAGAAAAACCAUCCAUGCAAAAAACUGUUUUGUUGUUGCUUCCCUUGCUGCAAAUGAGACAGCAUCACUGUUAUUUUUUUUUUUAUCUCUCAAUGUCCAGAUAAUAUCAAGGUUAGAUUCAAAUCAGCUUCCUACGCAUUGACCUCAUUUUAAGGCAAUGAAUACUAGGCAGAAUAUACUGGAGGUCCAUAUUUCACACUCAUCAUUUUCAUCACUGAGCUGGUCUGAGAAAGAUCAGUAGUUCAAACCACACGUCCAAAUGCAUAUGUGUACAGUGUGAUAUGAGUGCUGCAUUUCCUGAAUCUUAAUGAGAACAGCUCAAUUACUGUAAAAACAUCUACGCUAUAAUUUAACGCAUAACUCAGCUUUGUCCUUGCACUUUCAGCUUUCAUGUUUUCUAAUGUUAUUUUUAGAUAUUUAAGUGAUGUAUAAUAUGGUUUAUUUCUAAAUAAAUGCCUUUGGGUGGCUAGUUUUGACAGCCUGAAUGUAGCUUAACUUGAACUUUAAGUCUGCUUCUUAGAGCCAUUGCUAAAUAAGUCUUUAGUAAUACAGUGAUCACACCAUACUGUGGUUAGGUGGGGAGGCAAGAUAGAUUUGUGUGGAUUGUGCAACUUCAAAAUGGCCACCCAUUGCUGUUAUUAUCACCAGCUAUAGGCCAGAGCUUGCUGUUUCUCAAGAUCUGUUGCUUCACACGAAAGACUGUUUCUCAGAAACGGACCUGUUUGAUGUUCAGUGAAAUGUCCCCCUGUAGUGUAAGAGUGGGUACUUCUGGCACAACUUCACCUACUGCCAUGGUGCACAGAGAAGGAAAUAAGUCUGAACAGGUCAAAACUCCAGUAGAGCUGAAACAUUUAGUCGAUUAGUCAAUCGGCAGAAAAUUAAUUCAUCGUCUUUAGUCAUUUUUAAGACAAAAUGUCCAAAGUCUCUGAUUCCGCCUUCUCAAAGGUGAAUAUUUUCUGGUUUCUUUAGUCUUUUAUGAUAGUAAACUGAAUAUCUUUUGGUUGUGGACUG